AUGAAUGAUAAAAUAUUUGAUUUAGUUGAAGAAGAAUUAAAGAGUUUAAAAACUAAAUUCAAUGCUUUUGAACAAAACUUUGAAAAUAUUAAAAGCAUUUCGGAUUCUUUAAAUGAAUUCAACAGUUUUUUUGCUUCUUUUCUAUAUGGAAUGAAAAUGAAUACUCACUGCAUUGAAUUUCCCGAGGCAUCGGAGGGUCACUUAUCUAAUAGAAAUACACAAUAA
This is a messenger RNA of Entrophospora sp. SA101, 225 nucleotides long. The record is from the annotation of a GenBank genome assembly. Lineage: Eukaryota; Fungi; Glomeromycota; Glomeromycetes; Entrophosporales; Entrophosporaceae.